This is a messenger RNA of Gadus morhua (Atlantic cod), 3028 nucleotides long. It is a transcript of the gene memo1, whose product is annotated as mediator of cell motility 1. The record is from RefSeq and is a predicted model, not a curated record. The transcript is spliced from 9 exons. Lineage: Eukaryota; Metazoa; Chordata; Actinopteri; Gadiformes; Gadidae. The coding region runs from base 366 to 1259 and encodes 297 amino acids.
GCCUCCAUAUCCUCCACGAUCAGUAUUCUGCCCCAGAACAACACUACUCUGACAAGCCUGCAAUUGCCCACUAAACCCUCGUUACAAAGACAGUUACAGGACUUUUUUUUGCUUGAUUAUAAAGGUAGUCGAUUACCUAUUCAUUCCUUCUUAUAACUUGGUAUAACCGGUUAAAAAAAGAAGAUAAAAAGAACUACAGGCAGACUGUACACCAAAGCCUGCUAGUCCGGUAGCUUUCUGUCUGAGCUACCCCCUGAACUCAACGAGACAAAGCACUCUAUUUUAUCUAAAAAACGAUUCCGUGGUGGUGUUUUUUCCACCCGACCAGAGUUCAGAGAACCAAGAUAGGCAGCUUUGGAUCCAAGAUGUCGAACCGAGUGGUGUGCAGAGAAGCAAGUCACGCCGGCAGCUGGUACUCCUCCUCGGGAUCACAGCUGAAUGCACAACUAGAUAGCUGGUUGUCUCAGGCACAGUCCACCAUUGGACCUGCAAGAGCCAUCAUUGCACCCCACGCCGGCUACACCUAUUGUGGUGCCUGCGCAGCCCAUGCAUACAAACAAGUGGACCCCUCUGUUACUCGUAGGGUGUUUAUUCUGGGACCCUCACACCACGUGCCCCUGUCCCGCUGUGCCCUCUCCCUUGCCGAGGUCUACAAAACACCCCUCUAUGACCUGAGGAUCGACCAGAAGGUUUAUGCUGACCUCUGGAAAACGGGCAUGUUUGAGCGGAUGAGUCUGCAGACAGACGAGGACGAGCACAGUAUUGAAAUGCACUUGCCUUACACCGCGAAAGCCAUGGAGAGCCACAAAGAUGAGUUUAGCAUCGUCCCUGUGCUGGUGGGUGCACUGAGCGAGACUAAGGAACAGGAGUACGGAGCACUGUUCAGCAAGUACCUGGCAGACCCCUCCAAUCUGUUCAUCAUCUCAUCCGACUUCUGCCACUGGGGUCAGCGUUUUCGAUACACGUAUUACGAUGAGUCCCAAGGAGAGAUCUACAGAUCCAUUGAGAACCUUGAUAAAAUGGGGAUGGGCAUUAUAGAGCAGCUGGACCCGAUGUCUUUCACCAACUACUUGAAGAAAUACCACAACACCAUCUGUGGCCGUCACCCCAUUGGAGUGCUACUAAACGCGGUGGCGGAGCUGAGGAAGAACGGUUUAGAAAUGAACUUCUCCUUCCUGAACUACGCCCAAUCUAGCGAAUGCCGGAACUGGCAGGACAGCUCUGUGAGCUACGCCGCCGGGGCUCUCAUAGUUCAUUGAGGUCUGCCCCGUGGGGGAGGGGGACUACUGCCUAUUGCCAUAACCUGAUCCAAACCCCCCCCACCACCAUCACCCACUGAGCACCCACCAUCUGCAGGAAGGACCUAGAAAACCUAGAAUGCCAAUGACUUCCCUCCACCAUCCUCGCUUAGCUCUCCCGCCGAUCGCCCCUCGGUGGGGGGUGGACCGUUUUGCUGGGAUUGCAGUUUUGCUGAUUUAUAGGAGCCUAUGGUUCAGUAGCGAGGGGGGGGGGGGCGUGCUGGGUAUUUUGGGGUGUGUAGGGUAGGAGGAGGAGGGGGUAUUUUGGAUCUCGUAAGGACUGGGGUUGGUCAAGUCCACUUUUUACUCCUCUAAAUAGGACUGAGGAUACAAGUUGAAAUGUAAAUUUCAUUUUAUCGCGACUCUCCUCCUGUGUGCUCGUGUGUUUUUGUUUUUUUCCCCUGAGAAAGUAUGAUUAAAGAGAAACUUCUAAAUGAUUCAAGAGCAUUUCGAGGUCACCUGGAAGAAAUGGGUUUGACCGACAUCCUCAAGCAUUAUGCUGACUGAUAAUAGGGGUUGCUACUACCACGGUUUGUACAAACCUGCUUAUUGGUGUGGCUGCUAAAGGGCUGCAUUCAACCCAGUUCACUAACCCACUGCUGUACAUACCAAAUACAUUUACUACUAUUAUACUUAUACUAGUCGAUUUAAAUAUAAUCCUUUAUGCAUAAUUUUUUCUCUUUAUUUAAUCAGAUUUUGUUAGUUUUUCUUAGAUUUACUAGUUUUUACAAGCAGUGUGGUGGUACAAUUGAACGAGAAAGUGUUGUCGUUUAUGCUCCCCAUUGUUUAGCUGUACCCAGUUUUCCAGCGACCCCCUCGUAGCACUGAAUAGAUGUAUUGGCAGUGUCUGACUGCUGUCUUCAUGCUGUGUGAACAUACAACUACUAAUUUGAAUCCAGAACGUUCUACCGACCUUAGGAUAAAAAAAUAUGAUUAAAUCUAUUUAAACAGGUAAUUUAGUCAAUGUUACAAAUGGUCUUCUGGGCAACCGACUCAAGGACUCAGUCAAAUGUAGCGUUGCAGCACAUUUUCUGUGUGCCUCACUGAAUCUAUUCUCUUGUUACUGGUGGAUCAUUCUGCUGAAGUCAAGUGUUUACCAAUUUUAAAAUGAUGCACUCCUAGCACCCCUCCUUUUUAGAAAAUAAAAAACUUGGUUUCUGGUUUCAACAUGGGAAUUGGUUGAGGUUUGUUAAUAUUAAGAUAGCCAACUGGUCAAAAUCUAUUGACCGCACAACUGAAAAAGCGAGUCGGCCUUGACUCAUCGAAUCAGUGAAGAACACCACUAAAGCAUGACACACUGUGCUAUUGUGCCUUCGGAUCACUGCUGCACACUGAAAACCAUACUUUUCCUUGUCUUAUUUUACACCAUACGCUCUGGUUUGUUUCUCUCUAUAUGUAUCUUCUUUUUUUUUGAGGACCCUGUAUUGUCUUGAAGUUAUCUCCUUCCUACAGUAGGGAGUGGUCUCCCCCCCCCUGCCCAAAGCCCUAAGCUGAACCUCAGCACGGCGUCAUUUUGAGUUUGUUUUCUGCCGUUGAAUUGUUAGAUGUGUUUUUAUUUUUUGUAUUAUCUCUCUUGCAUAGAGAAUGGAAUUUCACAAGUCACAACACCUACAAAAUAUACUGCUUAAAUACUGUUUCUAAUCUCAGGUUCCACAGAGGAAACAAAUCCCAAAAUACAGUCAAGGCUUAAGAUUCAUGUUACAAAAAAAGUAAAAAUAUAUUGAAAUGGA